This is a messenger RNA of Trametes versicolor FP-101664 SS1, 2094 nucleotides long. RefSeq names its product glycoside hydrolase family 79 protein. The transcript is spliced from 4 exons. Lineage: Eukaryota; Fungi; Basidiomycota; Agaricomycetes; Polyporales; Polyporaceae. The record is from RefSeq and is a predicted model, not a curated record. The coding region runs from base 222 to 1829 and encodes 535 amino acids.
GCCUGCAUCGACGCUGAUAUUGCCUCCGUUGGCGUACUCCGACGCUCGCCAGCUGUCUCACUUGAUGACGUCUGACGGCGCGAUGCACGAGAACGGUCGUGGCAGAUGACUACCUCCGCACCGUCCCUGACACGGAGCGAGCUUCCUCGGCCUGUCCACUGCAAUAUAAACUCUGCGCAUCCUCAGUCGACUCUCUGGCCUCUUCACCCAUACCUGCCGCCAUGGGUCCCUUCCAGCUGCGUCUCCUAGCGAUAGCUUCCGCGCUUUCUGUCUCACUCGAUGUGGUCUCAGCCAUCAAUGUCUCCAUACCGAUCUCUGCGCCUGGCAACUCCCAGGGACUAUCGCCGACACUGCUGUCUUUCUCUCUCGAGCAAGAUCGUUGGCCCGACUGGACUGGUGUCGAGUCUCGCAACGAAUUCACCCACAACGCGCUUUUGAAUUACGCGGCGCUGACCGGCCAGCCUCCCAAUAUCCGCGUAGGCGCCAAUUCCGAAGACCAUACGUUCUGGUCGCCCACGGUUACGAUCGAAGACAGCUCGUUCCCUCCUCCAAACUCCGUUACGCCAUACCCCGAAGCGACGAGCAUCACCGUGGGGAACGCGUACUACUCCUUGUCGCGCUUCCUUCCCCGCGGCACGCGGAUGACAUGGGGCGUCAACCUCGGCGCCGACAACGUAACCAACGCAGUCAAUAUGGCCAAAGCUAUCGUCGGGGCGUUCCGUACUGGAGCUGUGAAGUCCUCCGGUGUCGUCCUCGAGCGGAUCGAGGUCGGCAACGAGGCUGACCUCUACAAGAACAACGGCCUUCGUCCUAGUAACUGGACGGUGCAGCAAUACGUCCCUGACUGGAUCUCCGUCGCAGGGCCUGUGGUAGAGGCUGCCGGGAUCACUGGGCGCGACGGUCCUGUCACGUUGCAAGGCGCGGCCUUUGCCAGCUCCGGGUUCACUCCUCGUGAGCUCUUCUCUCUCGGGAUUCUCGACAGCACGCCCGGGAAAGCUAUCUCCGUCAUUUCCCAACAUCAAUACUCCGCCGCAUUUUGCGAUGGCGGCGAUUUCCCGCUUGUCUCCUUUAUGAGCAAGACCGGCGUCCGAGGGAAUCUGACGAUCUAUGAAGCCGAUAUUGCUGCAACGCAGGCCCAGGGUCUCGUCUACAUCCUUGGCGAAACGAACAGCAUCGCGUGUCACGGAGCCCCGGGCGUUAGCAACACCGCAGGCGCCGCACUAUGGGCGAUCGACUACACGCUCCAGGCCGCGACUCUGGGUAUGAAGGAGGCGUACUUCCAUGAGGGCGUGGGCUACAAGUACAAUUUCAUCCAACCCAUCACGCUCAACCGCUCCAUAGUCGACAACUAUCCCCUCAACCCUCCCUCGCCACCCCACGUCCAGCCCAGCUACUACGCCGGCCUCGCAAUCAACACCUUCAUCGGCAGCACCAAAACCUCCCAAAUCGUCGAGCUCGCAGUGAACGACUCCGACGUCUCCGGCUACGCCGCGUUCGAGCACGGCAAGCUCGUCCGCGCCGUCUUCAUCAACCUCCAUGCGUGGCUCGCGAGCAGCACCGGGACCCGGCCCUCCGUGCACAUCGACCUCGACUUCGCGAAGGCCGCCGCAUCCGACGCGCAGAGCGACGUGAACGCGUUCUGGAGCCGUGGGGCAACCGCGCGCAGGGUGGUGAUCCAGCACGCGGAUGAUACGGCGGGGUUGACGUGGGCGGGGCAGAGCUAUGAGACGGCGGACGCGCACCCGUCUGGUCGGGUGGUGGUCGAGAAGGUGUCGCUGGAUGCGGGGAUCGACCUGCGCUCGACGGAGGCUGUCUUGAUCUCGUUCUGAGCAUCGUUGGGAGGAGUUCAUUGACUCGCGUUGGGCUUUUGUCGGGCUCGUGUCAAGCGAGCAACGAACCAUCCUAGUUGGUCCCUCUCUUAGCGCCAACCCUUCGCCAUUCGACUCGCGAUUUCGUCGGAUUCGGUCCUCGAUCGUUCAGGUGACUCGCCGAAGAUUCACAGACAUCGUUUCUGAUCUUAUGUUGUAAUUUUAAACACGGUAUGACGAUCCGGUUCCCAGGGAUCUGAAUGUCACUUUCCGGUGCGCGCACGCC